Lachancea thermotolerans CBS 6340 is the source of this 3396-nucleotide messenger RNA. RefSeq names its product Nup133p (gene NUP133). Gene Ontology annotation, cellular component: nuclear pore outer ring. The record is from RefSeq and is a predicted model, not a curated record. The transcript has a single exon. Gene Ontology annotation, molecular function: structural constituent of nuclear pore; protein binding. The coding region runs from base 1 to 3396 and encodes 1131 amino acids. Gene Ontology annotation, biological process: protein import into nucleus; poly(A)+ mRNA export from nucleus; transcription-dependent tethering of RNA polymerase II gene DNA at nuclear periphery. Lineage: Eukaryota; Fungi; Ascomycota; Saccharomycetes; Saccharomycetales; Saccharomycetaceae.
AUGUCAAGCAAGCCGCUCUUUCAGCUCAGAAAAGAGCUUGAUAGCUCUAAUGAAGCUGCAAGUGAUACGGAGGUCACACAGUCUUUCGUGGAACAAUUUCAAGUUAGCAACAACAUUGAGCCAUAUGUUUCCGACAAAUUUACGAAUGAGGUUGUCCUAACCGAGAACGAAAAGUACACGGUUAGUAAGCUUCCCUCUAGCCUUAAUUUUCUUCCAGAGUCUCCAGACUUGGACGGAUUAGUGGACGCGCAUUCAGGUAACGCAAUAGUGAACGAUAAUGACAACCUGUAUAUUUGGGCUUACCGCUCCACACAGGCCCAGCCUUCUGUAAGCAGGAUUCCGUUACAUGAAGAACACAUAUCGCAGAGUUCUGUUCCCAAGGUCGUUUUCACGUGGCCUGCCGCAAUGGAUGAUGAAAGCGCAGCCCAGUCCUCGGGCGUGUGCAUAGUCAACAGAAAAUCAGGGUUAGUCCAAUUUUACGAGGAUGUGGACACAAUCAAUCACCUCUCAUCUCUACUCUCAAAAAGCAAGUGCCACGAAUUGAACUUGAAGCUAAAAGAUAAGGAAACAGUGGAGGAUGUGGUCAACUGUGAGCCUGCCGGAAUCCUCAUAUCGACUUCAAAAGGCAGAGCUUUAUUUGUCACAAUAAGAGACUUUUCAGGGAAACCGCGGCUGCACCUGAAGGCGCAAUUAGUUAAAUCGCACUUGGGAUUCUUUUUUUCACCUAAUAAAUUCAAGAAAGUGGUGUCAAUAAAGCCAGGACAUAUUCCGGGAAAAGGUGAGCGUUUGGCUUUCAUACUUACGAGUGGCGGUGAUUUUCAUGUAUGGAAUCUGUCUGCGGUCUCAAAUUGUCAUCGGAAGAUCUCUAUCAACUUGUAUGAUCAAAUUUUGGAAUCAUUGCAAGAUCUUUACCCGUUUGCGCAUAGCUCUUUGUUGCUGCUAGACUCGCAUCCUCUUGACACUGAGGGGUCUGCUCACAUGGUAUUGUCUUCCAUUACCAACUACGAUGGUGCAUGUUAUUAUAUUUUGACAACUAUAAAGAUUGAUGAGUCAACAAAUAGCUUUGCAAUCUUUUCGACCUACAGGUUGAACACCUACGUUUCGGCGUUUUCCGAAGAAAAUAGACCCCGCCUUAUUGUCCCUUUAUCCAGUAACCAAGACGCCAGCGAAUCGACCGAGCCUUCUAUUACUUCUGUUUACACAAUUUUUCCGGAUGCAGUUGUUCUCACUCAAGUCAGCGCGAAACUCGACCAAACUUAUUCCUUGAGAAGAAAAUGGGAAGACAUAAUAAGUUUUCGAGAUGACGUGAACAUUAUCGGUCAUGGAAAUGACUCCGAAUCUGUUUACCUUAUCAGUAGAGGUAUGGGCGUGCUUAUGGUGACUACAUCGAAGACAGGUAAUACAAGUGGCUUUCAUGAUGUUAGAUUCAUCAAAUCGCACAUCCAGCAAGCGGUUUAUUUUUCGGGACUUUCAUCCUCUCCCAUCGACUUCAACCUUUCUCCUGAUAUAUCUCUUCAAAGGGAAGAGAUUGAAGAGGACCUUUUGGCUUCCAGCAAUGAAAUACUGCUUUCGAAAUCAAUCUAUAUCCCGCCGAAACUCAAAUCUCUUGAACGUCAUGCCAGCAUGCGGGUCGGGCUUUACAGGAGACUCCUUGCAUUCACGAAAUCCAACUUCUUAAACAAAAUUUCGCCAUCCGUUAAAAUUGAGCUCAUUGAGUCUUUUGAGGUGCUGAACGCUUCUUCUCAACUUCUCCCAUAUACCGAAAAAUCUAAAGAGACUAAGGAAGUCUGGUUAAGAGUUCUCGAGGCUAACGGUGUCACUGAAGAAGAUUUUAUGAGGCACGAUCUCGACAAAUUUCCUAAGGUGCUUUCUCAGUUCUUGCAACAGCUUCAACUAACACUAGCCUCCACAACUCACAACAAGCUAUGGCCCCAAUGCAUUGAAAUGAUCAUAUCAUGUUUAUAUAGGGGCGCCUUGGAGGACGGUGAGGAGUACUAUAGGUUCGGCAUGUUUGAGAUGGAUAAGCAUGAACUGCAUAGCCAACUACCUUGGUAUGUACAGCACUCCAUUCCCGAAGCUGUCAACAACUUGCUUUAUGGAUUAGUUGAUUAUUCGAAGAUGUCGCAAGACUCUGAACAACAUGCCGAUCAAAUUCUUUCGUUAGUCAAAGCGCUUUAUUACAUGAGUAACCAGACCUCUUUAUGGCUUCAGCAAGACACCAAACGAGCUGAUAAUAAUGAUUGCACUUCAGUUUCGAAACUAUUUAAAGAGAACCGCUUAAGCUGGAACGAGAUGCUCUGUGAUAUUGGCAGGAGCUCGGAUUCUCUGCACAUUUGCGAAUUUUACGAGGAUUUACCUUCCCUUGCACAGACCUUGAAUACCUUACCUAAUGAGGCAUCUGAAGGCCUCUACACACACUACUUCCAAAAAUUUGGUUAUAAUUUUGCAGCACAACUUUUCACAAAUUACAUUACUCACGGAAGACUACAGGAGCUUUACAAUAAGUUCGGGUGUCAAAAUUCAUAUCUAAAGAAGUUUUUUGAUGAAAACUUACAAUUUGCCGAAGUUGGAUGGAUGGAAAAGAUUUUGAACGAGCAAUAUAGUGAAGCUGCUGAUAUUUUGACAAAAAUUUCCACUGAUAACAAGAAAGCUGGUAACCUUGAUAGAGACCAAACAAGGCUCAGCGUAGCCAAAUUAUGUGUUCUCGCUUCCGAGGCGUCCUAUGAGUUUGAAAACUUAACAAUGAUCCAAUCCGGACUUGAUAUAAUUGAUGGCCAAAAAGACCUUGCGGCGAUGCUUGAAUCUGGCAUAAAGCUCCACAAGCGUUUCGAAGAGUGCAGUGCGGUCCAGAAGCUUUACAAGCGCUUAUCGGAAAACAUUUCUGCUUCUAAUAGGUUAACUCUAUCGGAGGUCGUAGAAAUGUACACGAUUUUAAACAGCAAAGAGGGGUUCUUCCGCGCGCUGAAACUUUUGUCAUUAGUAAAGGUAUCCAUGGAUUUUGAAAAGAUCAAGUUCCUGGAAAUUAUGAUAUGGAGAAGGUGCAUCCUAUUCGACAACAUGCGCAGCCUCGAAGAAACUAGCUCCGCUCUAUUCCACACACUGAAGAAAUCUUUCGACGAUCAGCUUUACUUAUCCGCCCACUUUACGCUGCCAAGCCUAACAGCUUUGUUGGACAAAACAACUGUGACAUCAGAAUACUUUGCAGCAGAGUACGAUAGCCGCAAAGACGAUGUCCGCGGCCUUUUUGAGUCCGUAGCUGAAGAACAAAGCGAAAUUAUGGAGCUAAGUGACGAGCUUAGUCCCCAAAUCAAGUCUGUCAUUGCUGCAAGUAAUGAUAGCAGCACCCAAAAAUGCGUCAUUAAUUAUGAAACUAACCAAAUCGAAGGCCUUACCUAA